AUGCGCUGCGUCAAUCUCAGAGCUUUGAAGAUCCAGCUGUUCUGGGACAACUUGGAGCCCUCGGAGGCUGACAAAGAUAAGUGCGAUGCAACCUUUGACAUUUGUGAUGCCUACCUAGAACAAUUUCAGGAACUUCGGGAAUUCAGUGUUGAUAUAAAAUCGAUGGCUAUUGAUACGCCAGCUACAGUGACUCUGAAAAGACCAGCAUCCUGA
Messenger RNA from Penicillium malachiteum, 213 nucleotides. RefSeq lists its product as uncharacterized. The record is from RefSeq and is a predicted model, not a curated record. Lineage: Eukaryota; Fungi; Ascomycota; Eurotiomycetes; Eurotiales; Aspergillaceae. The transcript has 2 exons. The coding region runs from base 1 to 213 and encodes 70 amino acids.